Messenger RNA from Dromiciops gliroides (monito del monte), 1029 nucleotides. RefSeq names its product beta-1,3-galactosyltransferase 2-like. The coding region runs from base 1 to 1029 and encodes 342 amino acids. Gene Ontology annotation, molecular function: N-acetyl-beta-D-glucosaminide beta-(1,3)-galactosyltransferase activity. Gene Ontology annotation, cellular component: membrane. The transcript has a single exon. NCBI's taxonomy places the organism in Eukaryota, Metazoa, Chordata, Mammalia, Microbiotheria, Microbiotheriidae. The record is from RefSeq and is a predicted model, not a curated record.
AUGAAGCUGAUGAAGUGGAACCUGAUGCUGGGGGUUCUGUUGAGCACAGCCUUGGUGGCAUUGUUGGUGUUGCUUCUGAGUCAGCUGCUGACUUCUUGGACAGCUCCAGCACAUCUGAGCCCCCCAUCCCCUAGGAUCUUUUCAAAGAAAUUUGAGUGGCAGGCUCGAACACCACACCCCUUGGUCCUGAGGUACCCUGAGUCCUACCCCUUCCUGCUCAACCAUCCUGAGAAGUGUGAGGGUCCCAGAAGUGCCCCCUUCUUACUCAUGCUGGUGAUGACCCAGCCUCAGGAUGUGGGGGUACGCCAAGUCAUCCGACAAACAUGGGGCAAUGAGAGUUUGGUGUCCAGUGUGGUCAUCUGCCGCCUCUUUGUUCUUGGCCUGCCCCAACCCUCCUUUGCCCAGGAACUUAGAGCCCUCCUGGAGGAAGAGGACAGGGAGCAUGGGGAUCUCCUCCAGGUGGGCUUCCUGGAUACAUAUGCCAACUUGACUCUCAAGGUCCUCAUGGGGCUGGAGUGGAUGGCCCAGUACUGUCCUACUGCCCAGUAUGUGCUCAAGGUAGAUAGUGAUGUCUUUCUCAACCCCAGGUACCUAGUACAGCAGGUGCUGUGGCCCAGUGGACCCCCUCAGCUAGAUUUCAUCACAGGCCACAUCUACAGAACCUCAAACCCUGAGCGGAGACGGGGUCACAAGUGGUACAUGCCCCCAGAGCUGUAUUCCCAUGACAAGUAUCCAGACUAUUGUGGAGGCCCUGGCUAUGUGCUGUCUGGCUCCCUGGCCCUCAGGAUCCUGACAGUAGCUCAGAGGGUCAAGGCCAUCCACUUGGAGGAUGUGUUUGUGGGGUUGUGCUUGAAAGAGCUUGGAGUGAAGCCCACACCUUCUCCCCCUGGUACCUUCCUGAUGUUCAGAAGGAAUUAUGACCAUUGUGCCUUCCACCGACUUGUCCUGGUUCACGGCUUCCAGCACCAAGAAGUACAACAGAUCUGGCCAGACUUCCUGACUUCCAAUGGUGCCUGCCCCACAGUGUAA